Anolis sagrei ordinatus is the source of this 2630-nucleotide messenger RNA. The record is from RefSeq and is a predicted model, not a curated record. NCBI's taxonomy places the organism in Eukaryota, Metazoa, Chordata, Lepidosauria, Squamata, Anolidae.
AGGAGGAGGAGGAGGAGGAGGAAGCAGGUUACCUCUGAAUGAACCUUGUGGAGAAGACCCCGUGAGAGCUUUGCCCCACGGAUUCUGCCUUCAGACGGAAGAGAAGAGCCAUUGCGCUGGCAAGAACAAGGAAGAAGUCGGAGAAAGACAUAUCACAGGCAACAUAGCUGGAGGAAAGUGAGGAUUGUGCUGUUAAAAGAAGGGCUUGGGAAAGAGACCAGAAGCCUACGGCAAUACAAAGACCAAGGAAAUCCUGUCCUGUUAAGGAGUUCAUAUCUGUGACCUUCUGGCAUAAUAUUUGAACCAUAUAUUUAAAAAAUGGAAAAUCUCAAUCCCUGUUCCACAUCACAAACAGGGGAGAAGCCACAUAAGUGCAUGGACUGUGGGAAAUGUUUCACAGGGAAAAGUUCUCUUACUAAACAUCAACAAAUCCACACAGGAGAGAAACCGUAUACAUGCACGGAAUGUGGAAAGGGCUUCAAGCAGAGUGGAGAUCUCAAUCGCCAUCAAAGGACCCACACGGGGGAGAAGCCAUAUACGUGCAAGGAAUGUGGAAAGAGCUUCAGUCAGAGUGGAGAACUGUCUUCCCACCAAAGGACCCACACGGGGGAGAAGCCACAUCAGUGCGCGGAAUGUGGAAAGAGCUUCACCCGGAGUGGAGAUCUCCAUCGCCAUAAAAGGCUCCACACAGGGGAGAAGCCAUAUAAAUGCAUGGAAUGCGGAAAGAGCUUCAAUCAGAGUGGAGAACUGUGUUCCCACCAAAGGACGCACACAGGGGAGAAACCUUAUCAAUGCAUGGAAUGUGGGAAGAGUUUCAGUCGGAGUGACAGUCUGCGUUCCCAUCAAAGGACCCACACGGAGAAGCCACAUCAGUGCCUGGAAUGUGGAAAGAUCUUCAGUCUGAGUGAACACCUGCAAUCUCAUCAAUGGACCCAUGCAGCAGAGAAGCCACAUCCGUGCAUGGAAUGUGGAAAGAGCUUCAGCCAGAGUGCAGAACUGCGCUCCCACCAAAUGACCCACACAGGGGAGAGGCCGCAUCAAUGCACGGAAUGUGGAAAGAGCUUCAUUCGGAGUGGAGAUCUGCGUCGCCAUCAAAGGACCCACACAGGGGAGAAGCCACAUCAAUGCCUGGAAUGUGGAAAGAGCUUCAGUCAGAGUGGACACCUGCAUUCCCACGAAUGGACCCACACGGGUGAGAAGCCAUAUCACUGCAUGGAAUGUGGAAAGAGCUUCAGUCUGAUUGGACGUCUGCGCCGCCAUCAAAGAACCCACACGGAGGAGAAGCCGUAUCAAUGCAUGGAAUGUGGCAAGAGCUUUAGUCAGAGUGAUGAUCUGCUUUCCCACCAAAUCACCCACACGGGGGAGAAGCCGUAUCAAUGUAUGCAGAGUGACAAGAGCUUUAGUCAGAGUGAAGAUCUGCUUUCCCACCAAAUCACCCACACGGAGGAGAAGCCACAUCUAUGCAUGGAGUGUGGCAAGAUCUUUAGUCAGAGUGAAGAUCUGCUUUCCCACCAAAGGACCCACAUGGAAGUAGCCACAUCAGUGCAUGGAAUGUGAAAAGCGCUUCAGUCUGAGUGGAGCUCUGUAUUCCCAUCAAAUGACCCACACAGGCGAAAAGCCAUAUCAAUGCGUGGGAUGUGGAAAGAGCCUCAGUCACAGUGGAGCUCUGGGUCACUAUCAAAGGACCCCACGCGGAUAGAGGAAGAGACCUGCCCUUGCGCUUCCUAGUUCUGCCGAAAAACAUCCCUAGACAUCCCGUGUCCCCUCCCUCCGCAGGCAGGCAGAGAAUGAGAGAAUGGAAGCAAGAGGAAGGCCGCCACCUUGCUCUUUCUCCGCCAUGGACACCAGUCUGCGUGGCUGGCUUGACUGCUGCUGGGGGAAGGUCUCCUCCACAGAGGAGGACUCUUCUCAGUAUUGCAGCCAUUUUGAAGGGGUCAACCCAACCUCUUCCUCCUCAAGGAAAGUAUCACAGACUUCUGGGAUGAUCUGUGAAGGCUCGCUGAAGUGAGAGCAGCUGAGGUCUCACGAUAGAUAACAGGGCUCUUUGGGAGCAGAUACCGGCGUACCUUCGUUCUGCUGUCCUGGAUCUGGACUCUGAUGCCUCGGUUUCCGUUCUGGACCCUGGCCUUUCUCCCGCAACCCUGUUCUGGACUCUGUUGUAUUCUGAUUCAUUGACUCUACAUUCUGGACUGACUUGAUUUAUGUCCUUCCCUAUCCGUCUUGACUUCGGAACUCUGGCCUUGGUUUGAAAUCCUGCAUUUUUGGUGGUUAUUUUAUGAACUCUGAGGGAUGGACUCCUGGCACCUGACGGUUGGACUUGUAAGCUUGGCUGCUGCUUAGCCUUGCUCCAGAUCUGGCCCCGUGUCGUGAUCGUUCACGCCUUGCAACUGUCAGCUCACCAGUCAUGACAUGGAGCACAUGACCAAUGGCCGGUUCGAGGACACUUGAACAGCCAUAAAAGUGAAUGGCCCUGAGAUGUGAGAAGGGGGCUCUGGUACGUGGGGAAGGCCAGGCAUCAGUCACCAUACGUUGUGGGUGAUUUGUGGCAUUGUAGCAAAGGCCCUACUUAUUUGGGGGGCAGUAGUGCGAGGCACUUGUAUGCCGAACAAUAAAGAUGUGUGGUACCUUCA